Molecule: messenger RNA, 3761 nt
Organism: Hymenoscyphus albidus
Lineage: Eukaryota; Fungi; Ascomycota; Leotiomycetes; Helotiales; Helotiaceae
Source: the annotation of a GenBank genome assembly
AAAAAAUCCCCCAGGUGAAGCAACGAUCAAAUGUUCUGGUGUUGACCUCGCCUUCAAUUUUCCAUCCCAUUCCAACAUCAACCCCAACAUCCGAUACGACACCAUGGCAAAUUCAGAUGUCCCUCGAAAGCGAUUCCUCAGUGAAGCAAGCAGUAAUGCCCGACCGAAUACACCUUCACCAGGCAAGAAGAGGAAGCUACAGCCCAUUGCAGAACCAGCAAACAGAUUCAAGAGUUCCCAAAAUGGACCAAAAGGAAAGGUUGGGUCAAGUCAGCCCAGUCAUUUCGAAUCGGAAGUUUUGGAGAAAAUGACGCAGGAUAUGGCAGGCUUGAGGAAGAAUAAUUCGGAGAAAGACCAACAAUGGGCACGACCAAGUUUGGCUGGUUUCAACCCGCAGACGGACAAUCUGGUAUUCCAGCAGAUUGAGGUCGAAGAUGGACAAAUUCAUGGAAAGCAAGUUGUCAAGUUAUUUGGUGUCACAGAAGUAAAUUCCCCUCCAUACUUUUGGGAAUAGAAAUACUGACAAGCUCUCCAGACUGGCCAUUCUGUUAUGUUACAUGUCACCGAUUUCCUCCACUACCUUUACGUUGAAGCUCCAAUUGGUUUCAAACCACAAGAUUGCGAGGGAUUUAAAGCGUACCUCGAGACCCAAGUUGGAUCACACCAACAAGUCAUUCAUACCGUUACGAUGCUCAACCGGGAAAGUCUAUACCAUUUCAAAGGCAAUCAACAAUUCGCAUAUAUCAAAAUCACUCUUAUUGAUCACAAAAUGAUUAACAAAGUUCGAGGGAUUAUUGAGAGUUACGGUGCGAACUGGAAAGGCAUGUUCAAGCCAUUCAUGAAUGGGGACAGAGCACAUAUCCAGACUUUUGACAGUAUUCCAUAUGUAAUGAGAUUUAUGAUAGAUUGUGAUGUACUUUCAGCCAUCAAUGUAUGAAGGAAUCAUGCUGAUAUGAUUAGAUUGCAGGAAUGUCGUGGGUUGAGGCACCAGCAAAGGCAUACAACAUGGUUCCGAAUUUUGAGUGCCAAUCGAAUUGUCAAAUCGAAGCCGAAAUAUCCUAUCGCGAUUUGAUGUCUCAUAAGCCAGUUGGAGAAUGGGCAAAAAUGGCACCUCUCAGAAUACUUUCUUUCGAUAUCGAAUGCGCGGGUCGCAAAGGCAUUUUCCCGGAACCUAAUAUGGAUCCUGUCAUCCAGAUCGCGAAUGUUGUUACUCGAUACGGAGAGAAAAAGCCAUUUGUUCGGAACGUAUUCUGCCUGGACACCACUAGCGUAAUUGUCAACACCCAAAUUUUCGAAUUUGAGCGGGAAGACAAGUUAUUGUCGAAAUGGAGAGAUUUCCUAGAAGAAGUAGAUCCAGACAUCAUUAUCGGAUACAACAUUUGCAAUUUCGAUUUUCCAUACCUACUGGAUCGGGCGAGACAUCUUAAAGUCAAAGACUUUGAUCACUGGACUCGUUUACCAAAUGUGAAGUCGGAGGCUAAAGCGUCAAACUUCUCGAGUAAACAGAUGGGUAAUCGCGAUACGAAAGCCACCAACACGAAUGGUCGUCUUCAACUAGAUCUAUUACAGCUUGUCCAAAGGGAUCAUCAAUUGCGAAGUUACACGCUGAAUUCCGUUUGUGCCCAGUUUCUUGGUGAACAAAAAGAAGAUGUGCAUCAUACUAUGAUUACGGAGCUUUUCAAUGGAACCCCAGAAAACCGUCGAAGAUUGGCAGUAUACUGUUUGAAGGAUGCCUAUCUCCCACAAAGAUUGAUGGACAAACUCUCGUGCCUGGAGAAUUACACGGAGAUGGCAAGAGUCACGGGUGUUCCUUUCAACUAUCUUUUAGCUCGUGGACAACAAGUCAAGUUCGUCAGUCAGAUUUUCCGAAAGGCAAGAGAGCAAAAGUUGGUUAUUCCGAAUCUCAAGACCGACCCUACGGAAGAUCAGUAUGAUGGUGCAACAGUCAUCGAGCCGACUAGAGGAUAUUAUGAUGUCCCUAUCGCUACUCUUGAUUUCGCAUCUCUUUAUCCCAGUAUUAUUCAAGCGCAUAAUCUUUGUUACACUACUCUGCUCAACAAUUCCGCCAUCGAAACGUUAAAGUUGGUAAAGGAUGAGGAUUAUAUCGUGACACCAAAUGGUGAUAAGUUUUGUACCACCAAACGAAGAAAGGGUCUUUUGUCUCAAAUUCUGGAGGAACUUUUGACAGCAAGAAAGCAGGCUAAGCGAGAACUCGCGAUUGAGACAGAUCCUUUCAAGAAAGCUGUGCUCAAUGGUCGUCAACUUGCCUUGAAGGUUAGUGCCAACAGUGUUUAUGGAUUGACUGGUGCGACGAUUGGUAAAUUACCAUGUUUGCCUAUUGCAAGUAGUACCACCAGUUACGGAAGACAGAUGAUUGAGAAGACGAAAGCAGAAGUUGAAGGAAAGUACACGAUAGCAAAUGGCUACUCACACGAUGCUCAAGUCAUUUACGGAGAUACCGAUUCGGUUAUGGUCAAGUUUGGAGUGAAGGACUUGCCAACGGCGAUGAAGCUGGGUGAAGAAGCUGCUGCAUAUGUGUCGGAGAAGUUUCAGAAACCUAUCAAGUUGGAGUUUGAGAAAGUCUACUUUCCAUAUUUGCUUAUCAAUAAAAAGCGAUAUGCGGGUUUGUACUGGACGAAUCCCGACAAAUACGACAAGAUGGAUACCAAAGGUAUCGAAACGGUACGAAGAGAUAAUUGUCGGCUGGUCCAAAAUGUUAUUGAGACUGUUUUGAGAAUGAUCUUGAUUGAUCAGGAUGUCCAGGGCGCCCAGAAGUAAGUACCGAACAUCCCUUAUUAUGACCAUAAUCUAACAUUGGCCUCAGUUACGUCAAAGACACCAUCUCAGAUCUUCUCCAAAAUAAAAUCGACAUGUCAAAGCUCGUCAUCACAAAGGCUCUUUCAAAAGUAGAAUACGCGGGUAAACAAGCACACGUCGAACUCGCCGAGCGAAUGAAGAAACGUGAUGCCGGAUCCGCACCAACACUAGGAGACCGUGUCGCAUACGUGAUCAUCAAAGGUUCGGCGGGUGCAAAGAACUUUGAACGUUCCGAAGAUCCUAUCUAUGUCCUCGAAAACAAUAUUCCUGUAGACACCAAAUACUAUCUGGAUAACCAACUCGCCAAACCCCUCGGUCGAAUCUUUGAACCUAUUCUAGGAGAAACAAAAGCGAACUCCCUAUUGGCAGGCGACCACACACGAUCCAUUUCCGUCGCCGCCCCAACCCUCGGCGGCCUAAUGAAAUUCGCCAAAAAAACAUUCACAUGUAUGGGCUGCAAGAAGCCUCUCAGCGGUAAAGAGGAGUCCGGCGGUGCCGUAUGUAGUAAUUGCGCACCCCGAAUCGGGGAGCUGUACACAAAAACCCUCAACAAGGUGUCUGACCUGGAAGUUAGGUUCAGCAGGCUGUGGACCCAGUGUCAGCGGUGUCAGGGCAGUAUGCAUUGUGAGGUUAUCUGUAGUAGUAAGGAUUGUCCGAUUUUCUACAUGCGCAUGAAGGCCAAGAAGGAUGUGGAGGAUGCGGGGAAGGAGUUGGGGAGGUUCGAUCAUGAUGUUAAUGCUUGGUGAGUUAUUGGAGGGAAUUUUGAGAUGUGGAUUGAUUUGUGGUGGACGAGAUCUGUGAGAUGUGGAUGCGUGGGUUUGGGGUGUAAUGAAGCGAAUGGCGUUUUUGGGAGUUGGGGUGGAGGAAUGGGCAUGGGAAUGAUGACCCAGCUAGCUUUUGAGUGUAUGAUAUGAUAUGGAAAGAAAUCAUGGUCCUUGGUUGGU